Molecule: messenger RNA, 1839 nt
Organism: Plasmodium knowlesi strain H
Lineage: Eukaryota; Apicomplexa; Aconoidasida; Haemosporida; Plasmodiidae
Product: YTH domain-containing protein 1, putative
Exons: 1
Coding region: 1-1839 (612 amino acids)
Biological process (GO): regulation of mRNA splicing, via spliceosome; mRNA splicing, via spliceosome
Cellular component (GO): nucleoplasm
Molecular function (GO): mRNA binding; metal ion binding; N6-methyladenosine-containing RNA reader activity
Source: RefSeq, a predicted model, not a curated record
AUGAUCACCCGGAAGAAAAUAUCCAAGACCAGGGGGAGGAGGAACCUCUUCCAACUCUACCUGAGUAUGCAGGAGGAGAAAUGUCAGAGUGAGGGGAGAGACCAAGACGAUGUCUAUGUGGAUUCUCCACACGGGAUUCAUUCAAACCACCAAACUGCUGUCCACUCAAGAGAAAACGCCCACAUUAUGCACCUAGAAAAACAAGUCAAAAUAAAAUUGGAAGAGCAAUCUAGCUUACUCUCCAUCAAGGGGAUUGACAGAGUGGAUAUCCAACAGAAGAAAGGAAAACAUUCAAUCAUAUGUAUUCAUUAUAUAAAAAACAUGUGCAUGAAAAAUUUGUUUUGUAAUUAUUUACAUCAAUUAAUUUAUGCAAAAAUACCAGCCUGUAAAAAUUUCCUGAAAAAUAAUUACUGCGCUGAUAAGGUACGAGGUUCUUGUAUGUUUCGACAUACCCAGGACAAUGUCAACUCAGGAGGUUUUGGAGAAAGUAAGGAUGAGCAUCUGGAUGAUGUAUUGAAGUUAUUGUAUGAUAAAAAUAUUUGUGUGAACUAUUUGUUGGGCUUUUGUAACCUAGGUUAUAACUGCAAGAGGGUGCACAAAUGUAAAAGUAGGAAAUUCAUUAACCUUAUAAGUAUCCUUCCGAAGUUUUAUUUGGAUAAUAUUUUAGUCAACCAUAGUUUGUAUGGGCAACUCUAUAGCAACCAAAGAAAGCUUUCCUCAGAUAUGAACAAAUUGAAGGAUGCCUUAAUUAUCCUUAGUGGAGAGAAGUACCAAGAAAAGACACCUUUGUCUGCAACAUCGAGUAAUCUAAAAAACGAUAAGGAAAUAUUUCCGACAGAUGAUACAUCUUUGAGGAAUUCAGAUCAUCAGCACCUACAGCAACACCAACGGGGAAUCAACAGUGAUACGCAGAGAUACCGCGGUGGAGGUUUAUCUCUUCAAAAAGACGACCAGAACGAUAGACCUGAGGGAGGUGGGAGUUAUCCAAAUGGUUCAAAUGCACAGAGCAACGCCAGGUAUUACCAUUCCAAAGUGGGGGGGAGUGGUGGUACUGACAAUUUUGAAGAUUAUGUCCACCCUGGUGAUAAAAUCACAAUGGCUAGUCGAGACAACGAAAAGGGAUUCACAAACAACAGGGUGGGUACAAACGCUGAGAAGAGGAACCAAGAAAAUGUGAUGACCAUCCCAAAUAUAUACGACAUAAACAAUAAUAUUAUCCCAAGUGAAAAAAUAAAAAUUUUUAUAAUCAAGUGUAAUCAAAUUUCCCACUUGUACUUAUCCAUUUUGUAUGGAGUAUGGGCCACGGGAAAAAACAACACAAGGAAAUUUAUCAACCUCUUUAAGGAAAAUUACACCAUCGUAUUUCUUUUUUCCGUUAAUGAAAGUGGAGGGUUUCAAGGUUAUGCAAAGAUGGUAACUGUACCGAUUAAAAAUCUGUAUGAAAAUUUAUGGGGACCCAUAUCAAAUAGAUUGGGGGGAAAUUUUCGCAUCCAGUGGAUAAAAAUUGCCAAAAUUGAUUUUGAUGCAUUUAGGAAUAUGAGGAAUCCGUGUAACGAUAAUUUGCCUCUGAAAAAAAGUAGAGAUGGAACUGAGUUGCCUCUAAAUUUGGCCUCCAUCAUAUGCAAUAGGAUCUAUGCUUUACCAAGUGAAGACUUCCUCGCAGGCACCAUUUAUGAGUACAAGCGCAGGAUAAACCAUGCCGCCUUUUUUCUGAAUUUGCACAAACAGGGUUUGCUCAACAGCAACACCGUUUGGGACAUGCGCAUAUAUUGCCUCAACAAGCAAUCCGACUGCGAACGGAUUACCUUCAUCGAUGGCACGGAACAAGCCAUUGGGUAG